Argiope bruennichi is the source of this 837-nucleotide messenger RNA. Its product is annotated as E3 ubiquitin-protein ligase MARCHF2-like. NCBI's taxonomy places the organism in Eukaryota, Metazoa, Arthropoda, Arachnida, Araneae, Araneidae. Gene Ontology annotation, molecular function: ubiquitin-protein transferase activity; zinc ion binding. Gene Ontology annotation, biological process: protein ubiquitination. The transcript has 4 exons. The record is from RefSeq and is a predicted model, not a curated record. The coding region runs from base 1 to 837 and encodes 278 amino acids.
AUGGAAAAACAAGCCGACUCCAGUCAUGGAACCUCAAAAUCGCAAAGCAGUGACAUGUCAAGCUCUCAGGAGCAAAAAGAAUCAUCUGAAGCAAAAAGUUCAGCACAAGAGACGGUCUUGUUGAGAGUCACUGAUCUGGAGAAUAAUCCCAUGUGCAGAAUUUGCUAUAAUGGCCCUAGCAGGGAACGACUUUUAAGACCCUGCAAAUGCAAAGGUACGAUAGAGUAUGUUCAUCGUCAUUGCUUGGAAAGGUGGCUGGAGUCAACCAACUGUGAGACUUGCGAAUUGUGCCAACAUCAUUUCACAACCAGAAGAACUAGAAAGAGUUUUUGGGAAUGGUGUAGACAGCCAGAGACGCGACACGACAGAAGGAACUUCAUCGGGGACUUCACCUGCUUUGCCUUCCUCACCCCCUUGGGGAUUGCCACCUUCUGGCUCUGCGCGGAAGGGGCCAUCUACUAUCAGAAGGUGAAGAACUCCACUCUGGAAACCAUAGCCCUCGUCACCCUGGCCGUCUUUCUGGUCAUGGCCUACGUCACAUGGAUCAUCUUAUGUACCAGAUAUCAUCUCAUGAUAUGGUCUCGAUGGCGAGAACACAACUGGCACGUUAGAAUCGUUGACAGAUCGUCGACAUCCCCCCAAACCUCAGAAGAAGAGUCGGUGGUCAGCGUUCCACCUCAGAGCAGCUCAUUGAGGGAACCGCUCAUACCGUCGGUCCGUGUCCAGAUUCAGGACAGUAGAGGAUGUCCGGCUCACGGUCCAGAAAGGAAUACUGAGCCAAGUGUGUCGACGGUCAGUACACAAGUUGCGUUUCCCGGACGAGUUUCCACAGUUUAA